Molecule: messenger RNA, 3312 nt
Organism: Betta splendens (Siamese fighting fish)
Lineage: Eukaryota; Metazoa; Chordata; Actinopteri; Anabantiformes; Osphronemidae
Gene: wdr3
Product: WD repeat domain 3
Exons: 27
Coding region: 372-3197 (941 amino acids)
Biological process (GO): maturation of SSU-rRNA
Cellular component (GO): Pwp2p-containing subcomplex of 90S preribosome; small-subunit processome
Molecular function (GO): snoRNA binding; protein binding
Source: RefSeq, a predicted model, not a curated record
CCAAAGCCCAACUGAGAAGCGAGACAUUUAAAAGGUUCUAGUCCAGCAGCUCAGGCGCUUGAGUGCUCGACUGGAGCCGCAGACAAAAGCAACAGAAAAAAAAUGAUCGCUAAGUAAUCAGGAGGUGCAGUGUGUUUCAUACAAAUACAUUUACCAAUAAAAAUGUUCUGCUAAAUUAAAACAAUUGGUACAUGUAACCCUUGACUUAGUGGAAUUUUUUGAAAAGAUUCAUUAAACAUGAAACAUCAUCGCUUGUGAAUGUAUGAUCGAUUGGUUGAGUCUGAGACAGCCGCACAGGAAGCACAGCACUCUUCAACACAAGUUAGCGGCCGCGAUUCACAGGACCCAGGCUUUUGUUGAGGCUGCCAGUCAUGGGAUUGACUAAGCAGUACCUGCGCUACGUUGCCAGCGCAGUGUUUGGUGUAAUUGGCAGCCAGAAAGCCAACAUUGCAUAUGUGACCCUUCGAGGAGGGGAGAGAGGGCGGUACGUCGCUGUGGCCGCAUGUGAACACGUCUUCAUCUGGGAUGUCCGGAAAGGAGAGAAGGUCCUGAUCCUGAAGGGCCAGAAGCAUGAGGUGACCUUCCUCUGCCCUUCGCCUGAUGGCAUCCACAUCGCUGUGGGUUAUGAGGACGGUGCAGUGCGUAUCUUCAGUCUUCUGAACGGCGAGAGCAACGUGUCCUUCAAUGGCCACAAGUCAGCUGUCAGCGUUAUCCAUUACGACGGGCUGGGAGCGCGGCUUGUCACUGGCUCCAAAGACACAGAUGUGAUUGUUUGGGACAUCAUCAAUGAGUGCGGCUUAUACAGAUUAAAAGGCCAUAAAGACGUCAUCACACAGGCCCUGUUCCUUAAAGACAGAAACCUCCUUGUCACCAGCUCCAAGGACAGCUUUGUAAAAUGGUGGGACCUGGACACACAGCACUGCUUCAAGACCUUGGUGGGCCACCGAAGUGAGGUGUGGGGCAUGCUACUGUUGAACCAGGAGACCAGACUGUUAACAGGCUCAGCUGACAGUGAACUUCGGGCCUGGGACAUCAACUACCUGCAGGAGGAAGAAGCAAAGGGUGAGCCCAAAGUGAAGAAGGGUAAAACUCUACUGGAUGAAGAUGAUGAACAAGACAACGAGGAAGAGCAGGAGGAAAGUGUGGAAGAGCGGAUCUUGAGUUGUAAGAAAGCCGGCUCCAUCCUCCGACAGGCCAGAGACAGAGUUGUCUCCCUGACAGCAGACACCAGGGCCAGCGUCAUCGCCUGCCAUGGCAAUGAUUCAGUCCUGGAACUGUUCACGGUGCUGUCACAAGAGGAAGUGGAGAAGAAAAUGUCCAAAAAGCUGAAGAAAGCAAAAAAGAAGGCCGCAAAAGCUCAGGAAGAUACAGGAGAGGAGGCAGCAGUGCCGGUGGUGGAGAGGAUGCUGAAGGACGAGAUCAUCAGGCUGACCAACAUCAAGGUGUCCUCUAAGAUCCGAUGGGUGGACUUUCUGUCAUGUCCAGGCGGUGAGCUGAAGGUGGCGCUGCUGCUGCAGAACAACACCAUAGAGACCUACAGCCUGAAGACAGCCGACCAGACCCCCACAGCCAACAAGACGGCUCGCCUCACGCUGGGCGGCCACCGCACCGACGUCCGUACGCUGGCCUUCAGCUCGGACAACCUGGCCGUCCUCUCCGCCUCCGGAGACACAGUCAAAGUGUGGAACAGGUCCACUCUGCAGGUGGUUCGCACCAUGGCCUGUGACUAUGCUCUGUGCUCGCUCUUUGUACCUGGAGACAGACAGAUCGUCCUGGGAACUAAGAGCGGCAAGCUACAGAUCUUUGACUUGGCCUCAGGAAGCCUUCUGGAGAAUGUAGCAGCUCAUGAUGGAGCCCUGUGGUCCCUGUGCCUGGCCCCAGACCAGAGGGGCAUCGUCACAGGAAGUGCAGAUAAGACGGUUAAGUUCUGGGAUUUUGAACUGAUAAAGGACCAGGAGACUGAUCAGAAGAGGCUGACGGUGAAACACACUCGCACUCUGCAGCUGGAGGAGGACGUUCUGUGUGUGAAGCUUUCCCCCGAUCACAGGCUGCUGGCCGUGUCUCUGUUGGACUGCACCGUAAAGGUCUUCUACACAGACACACUGAAGUUCUUCUUGUCUAUGUAUGGACACAAGCUGCCUGUUCUUUGUCUGGACAUCUCACAUGACAGCGCACUUAUCGCCACCGGCUCCGCUGACCGAAACGUGAAGAUCUGGGGUCUGGACUUCGGUGACUGUCACCGCUCUCUGUUCGCUCACGAUGACAGUGUCAUGUUCCUCCAGUUUGUCCCCAAGACUCAUCUGUUCUUCACAGCGGGGAAGGACAAGAAGAUCAAACAGUGGGAUGCAGACAAGUUUGAGCAGAUCCAAACCCUAGAGGGACACCAUCGAGAGGUUUGGUGUUUCACCAUCAGCCCCAACGGCGACCACAUUGUGUCGUCAUCCCAUGAUAAGUCCCUCCGUCUCUGGGAGAGAACCAGGGAGCCCAUCAUCCUGGAGGAGGAGCGGGAGAUGGCGAGGGAAGCAGAGUAUGAGGAGAGCAUGGCUAAAGGAGACAUACCCGUGGUGCCGGGGGAGACUCAGGGAGAGGCUGCACCAGCUGGAAAGAAAACCGUGGAGACAGUCAAAGCUGCAGAGCGAAUAAUGGAAGCCUUGGAGCUUUACAAAGAGGAAACCAUGAAGAUGGAGGAGCAUAAAUAUGCUUGUGAGAAUGCAGGCAAAGAGCUUCCUCCACCCAAAGCCAACCCGAUCCUGGUGGCCUUCGGCAACGUUUCACCGUCCUGCUACGUUCUAGACGUCAUAAAGAAGGUCAGGUCCAGUGAGUUGGAGGUUUCCCUGCUGGUCUUACCCUUCCCCUACGUCCCAGAACUGCUGAAGCUCUUUGGCAGCUACAUCCAGCAGGGCCUGGAGGUGGAGCUGGUCUGCCGCUGCCUUUUCUUCCUUCUCAGGAUCCACUUUGGCCAAAUCUCCAGCAACCAAAUGCUGUUGUCUGUCAUAGAUGAGCUACGGACCAACACUCUCGCAAAAGUGUGCGAAAUCAGAGAUGUGCUGGGCUUCAACAGUGCGGCCCUGCAGUUCCUCCAGCGGGAGAUCGAGAGCAAAGAAGACGUGAUGUUCUUCGCUGAGGCCACAGGUCGACUGAAGGAGAAUAAGAAGAGGAGGAGGAAGCGGGAGCGAGCCAUCCUCACCAUUGCUUAAAUGUUUGACUGUGUAGAAACAUUCACUGGGUUUUGUACAUUAUUAAAUCCUAACAGGAUGUAACAGUUUUUCAGAAACCUGCUUCAUUUCCCAAAUAAACUGCGUCUGACUGGUU